Rhipicephalus microplus (southern cattle tick) is the source of this 1477-nucleotide messenger RNA. RefSeq lists its product as uncharacterized. Gene Ontology annotation, cellular component: membrane. NCBI's taxonomy places the organism in Eukaryota, Metazoa, Arthropoda, Arachnida, Ixodida, Ixodidae. Gene Ontology annotation, molecular function: phosphatidylinositol bisphosphate binding. The record is from RefSeq and is a predicted model, not a curated record.
UGAGUCCGCGGAGUCCGGCACGGCGAGACGGAAGUUUACCUUCCGGAGAACGAAGAACCUCGCCGUGACUUCGCGACGUCGCCGAGACCCGAGUUUGCGGUAACAGUGUACAGAUGCGCGGAUUAGCCGGAAGCCCAAGGCCAUUGCUACAGAGCAAACACUCGUAAGCACUGUUACAACGCGCUCGAUCUCGCGUCGUACGAACAGGAAGAAAAAAGAAAAGGUGUUGGAGUCAUCGUAGCCCGCUUCCGAAACCGGAAGUCGUUACGACUGCUCCAGAGCGAGGCGAUAAACAAGACGGCGGCUGGGCCCUUUGUGGUUCGUCUGCCUCGAUGGAGCUAGUCGGUCGCUUCAAGCGGGAAGCCAACAGAAAAGCGUCCUUCAAAGGUGUGGAUGAGGCGUCGAUAGCAAGUGACCGGAGCGUCAUCCCGAACAUAGGAGGCGAUAUGACAGCAGACCUCGAGGAAAUGGCGAGGCUUGAGCUCGGAGAAACACCCGAAGUGAAAGCAAAGUCUGUCGAGCAGCUGAGGCGGCUCCUUUCAGAAGAGCCCUGGCUGGAGUGUCCCACAGACGGGGAGUUCUUGGUGAAGUUCUUGCGUGCCCGCAAGUACGACGUAGAGGAGGCCCUCAAGAACAUCCGAAAGUACUUCCGAGUGAAGCAGGAGACGCGGGAGAUGUUUGACAACUUGAACCCGUAUUCGGUCCCCUUCGACUCCACAUGUCGAGAGCACCGCCUAGUCACAGUGUCCCGGCAAAGGGAUUCAUUAGGGCGGGGUGUGGUCCUCUUGAGAUUAGGUGCGUGGAACAGCCGGAUGUGUUCCCUCAUCGACUACUUCCGCGUCAGCCUGGUUCAGGUCGAGUGGCUGCUCUUCCAGCAGGACGUCCAGAUCCGAGGCGUCGUGUUCGUGCUCGACUUCAAAGGUCUGAGCGUGUACCACAUUACGCAGUACACGCCGUACUUCAUGAGCAAGCUAUUGUACCUGAUGCAGGACUGUUACCCGAUUCGAGUGAAAGCCCUCUACGUAACCCACAACCCAGCGUUAUUUGACAUACUUUUCGCCGCAGCGAAGCGCUUUAUGAAGCCGAAAUUGCUCCAAAGGGUUCGUCUCCUAGGACACGACUUAGAAAAGUUACACAGUCUGCUUCCUGUGGACGUAAUACCCCAGGAAGCCGGCGGAACCCACGAAUCGUACGAUUACGACAAACUCGAGAAAGACUUGCAAAGUAAUGCCAAGUUCUUCGAUGACAUCAGCCGAUAUGGCUACUGCAACAAGCCGGGCAGACGGAACAGAUGAUUCCGUAUUGCGUUGGAAACGUUAAAGGGGCGAAAGGGCGUAACACGGAAUGAAAGUCUGUGAUAAGACAUUCUGCGGCACAAAAGUGUCUGAAGGUAACAGCUCUCAUUGCAUGGACUAUAAAAGCUAUCAUAGUGGUUAGGUCAAUAUGUUUCAUUAAAAGGUGGUCAUGAAAGAGCAAA